Messenger RNA from Puntigrus tetrazona (Sumatra barb), 12456 nucleotides. RefSeq names its product thyroid hormone receptor alpha b (gene thrab). Gene Ontology annotation, biological process: cell differentiation; retinoic acid receptor signaling pathway; positive regulation of transcription by RNA polymerase II. The transcript has 8 exons. Gene Ontology annotation, molecular function: RNA polymerase II cis-regulatory region sequence-specific DNA binding; zinc ion binding; nuclear receptor activity. Bases 547 to 1752 code for a protein of 401 amino acids. The record is from RefSeq and is a predicted model, not a curated record. Lineage: Eukaryota; Metazoa; Chordata; Actinopteri; Cypriniformes; Cyprinidae.
GUCACAAAUUGUACUGUGUUUGCCUUGUCGUAGACUAGAGGAUGAAUGAAACCUCGCUGGAUAUAAAUACACCACAGAGGUACGGAGUAAAUAAAGGUGAAAAUAACCGGAGGUGACAGAACCAGUUGGCAUGUUUAUGGGCGCUGGCAUAUCUCAGGCUCCAUCUCUCCUGCUUUAUCACACCGCUCACCCAAUCUCACCAUCUCUGGCUCUUAACCCUGGAUUACCGCCCGCGAGAGAGAUCACAACACCCAAUCACAGACCACGGAAGGGAUUAAGAGCGAGAGAGACAAUCUCUCACGAGGGAUUCUUCGAAAAAUUUGUAAAGAACAGUCAGGGGAAAUUUAGAGAGUUAGAGAGACAGCGGACAGAGGGGAAAAAAGAGAGGGAGGGUUGCCAAAUGACAGCGAGAGAGAGAGAGAGAGAACGCACUUAUGCAAGAGAGGCAUCAAAGAGAAUUCAGUCAGACUGUGUUUAUACGGCUCGCUCCGUUGAUGUGGUGAAGAGUUAUAAUCCUGAAGAACAGCGGAGCGUUUCGUCUUCACCAUGCACAUCCUCCAGUCCCACUGCGUUAUCAGGUGGCUCGAUGGCCCGAAAAGAAAGAGAAAGAACAGCCAGUGUUCGGUGAAGAGCAUGUCUGGGUACAUCCCCAGCUAUCUGGAGAAGGAUGAGCCGUGUGUGGUGUGUGGAGACAAAGCUACCGGUUAUCACUACCGCUGCAUCACCUGCGAGGGCUGUAAGGGCUUCUUCAGGCGCACCAUCCAGAAGAACCUCCACCCCUCUUACUCCUGUAAGUACGAUGGCUGCUGCAUCAUUGACAAGAUCACCCGCAACCAGUGCCAGCUGUGUCGCUUCAAGAAGUGCAUCGCCGUGGGCAUGGCCAUGGACCUGGUUCUGGAUGACUCCAAACGGGUUGCGAAGCGGCGCUUGAUCGAGGAGAAUCGUGAGAAGCGGAAGAAGGAGGAGAUGGUUAAAUCCCUGAAGAAUCGGCCAGAACCAACCAGCUCUGAGUGGGAGCUGAUCCGUAUGGUGACAGAAGCUCACCGUCACACCAAUGCACAGGGCUCUCACUGGAAACAGAAACGCAAGUUCCUGCCGGAGGACAUCGGACAGUCUCCGGUGGCCCCUACAUCAGAUGGGGACAAAGUGGAUUUGGAGGCCUUCAGCGAGUUUACUAAGAUCAUCACCCCAGCCAUCACACGUGUCGUUGACUUUGCCAAAAAACUGCCCAUGUUUUCGGAGCUGCCUUGUGAGGAUCAGAUCAUCUUGCUGAAGGGCUGCUGUAUGGAGAUUAUGUCCCUACGUGCUGCAGUUCGGUAUGACCCAGAAAGCGAGACCUUGACCCUAAGCGGAGAGAUGGCUGUCAAACGAGAGCAGCUAAAGAAUGGAGGGCUGGGUGUUGUGUCUGAUGCCAUCUUUGACCUAGGCAAGAGUUUGGCACAGUUCAACCUGGAUGACACAGAAGUGGCCCUGCUGCAGGCCGUACUGCUUAUGAGCUCAGAUCGAACAGGCUUGACAUGUGUGGAGAAGAUCGAGAAGUGUCAGGAGAUGUACCUUCUAGCGUUCGAACACUACAUCAACUAUCGCAAGCACAACAUUCCUCAUUUCUGGCCCAAGCUGCUGAUGAAGGUGACGGACCUGCGCAUGAUCGGGGCCUGCCACGCCAGUCGCUUCCUGCACAUGAAGGUGGAAUGCCCCACUGAACUCUUCCCCCCUCUUUUCCUGGAGGUCUUCGAGGAUCAGGACGUGUGACGUCCCAGCGAACUGCGGCAGGAGAAUCAACGUUUUGUAACCCGUGUUCCUCAACCCGUCUCACCCCUAUCCAUGCACCAAACUCACCAGCAGCAGCUGCAUUGGCAGGGGUCAUCUUCAGAAAGGCUUUCAUACGGGGGUUUAAGUCGACAACUUUUUUUUUUUUUCACAAAACAGCCCUCCCUCAUCCACUAAAAUCUCCACGCGUGGCCCUUCUGUCUCUGCAUGAUGUCUUAUACUGGUUUACCAACACCUUAGACACAGAAUAUACAUCUACACACACACACACACACACUCCUGUAAGUGUGCUUACAGAUGCAGUACUUAUGCGACUCAAAUGAGCUUGUAUGCAUUUGUACACGUGCAGACUGCACUACUGUCACGUCACCACUGGAGGCGCCCUCUGCUAAGACUGGAUGGCAGCUGGCAUAUAGAUUCCUCCGCCAGGUCGUGAAGUGGUCAGUACAUUUUGUCGAUUGAAAUCUCAGCGUUCUCGUGAGCUUAACCGUCGGUAUCUCAAGCUUCGCGCUAACAUGGAUUUUCUUUAACAGACCUCGUGAUUCUCUUUUGAUAUUGAGCCUGUGUGUGGAACGGGAGGAAUUUUUGUGAACCAAAUCAGGUGCUAUAUUUAAAUAAAGCUACUCAAAAUGAUUUGGGACUUUCCGAGAAUAUACCCCCCUCCCUUCUCUGUAGGACAAGGACCGUUGAAAGCUAUCGGUUGCCAUUUUAGUGCUCCAUUCAGGGGUGCCGCUCAGUGACUUCGUGUGCGGUUCAUUCUUGCCAUUGUCUGGGCUUAUUUGUGGGUUCCCAGAGCCUCUCUUUGUCCCAGGAAAGUCACGCAGAGAGAGAGAAAAUCCAGGCGCCCCUACACCUCCAAUUCGCACUGAUUUGUGUGUUUUACAGAUGUCGGAAGGGAGCCAGUAUUAACGUACUCCCAGACCCAACACACACAACGUACUAAAACACACACCUCAAAACUCGAAUGCCUCAUUUUUACUGUAUGCACUGCAGUGCUGUAGUUCUGGACUCCCAUGCAGGGCUUUGAGAGUUCAGUCCAGCCCAUCUGUGUUCCGCUCAGAUGCUACUGUUGCCCGGUCUGUGCGAACUCACACGCACACUCCUGACGGGCCAUGGCGGACUGGCUGUCGUUGAUGUUUUUUCUUUGUGUUGUUUUUGUUUUACCUCAAAUGUGGGCACACCUUCGGCUGGCUGUGGCUCUUAGACUGCCUCUGUGCUGACAGGUUCUACCUCACCUCUGGACACAGGGCAGCUACCCUCAGCCACACGCACACACACACACACACAUUUACACACACACUGACAGCCAGGAUAGAAACACUCACAGACACAGUUUCUUCUCAGUUACGUUGAAAUACCACUGUAGACAGGAGGGCCUGCCAUUCCUCAUCAUAGCCUGUCAGAUUUCUCAGAGGUCUCUUCACUUUGGGCUGAGAGAAAAAACAAUUCUGCGUAGGCUUUUUGUUUGUUUUUUUUUUUGUGUGGGACCAAGUGUCAAUUUGAUUUCCGUCAAAACGGAAGCUAGUUUUCAGCAGACGGCGAACUAAACCGUACAUGCCGCUGACUACGAAGAGGAGCCGUGGAGAGAACUACAGAUGAAGGACCCAAGGUGGCCAGGCCUGGACCGAAUGGGUCUAUCCCGGUUUCUUUUUUUUCUCAAUACCAAGCAGUAAUUUGCAAAGCGGAGCUAGGAGUCGGCUGGUUUCUUCAUGGUAAGGCAGGGGACGUGGAGAAGCUAGCAGUUGAAUGAUAGCACUUAGCUUUGAAAGAGCCAAAUCUUCAGAGACUAUUCAACCCCUGGCACCUUUAAAGGAGUUUUUGCACUAAGGCAUGAUGGGUCCCACCCUCCAGCUCCUUCAACUCAGUCAAAUGUUUUCCAAGGACACGCCCCCAACCUCUCUGUCAAACAGAGGCCACACCUACAUGUGCUCCUGAGCACACCCUCAGAGUCAGUAUUAAGUCAAGCAAUGCCCGCAACAAAUGACGAACGAAACACUCAAACACAAAUUCGCGAACAGACCUCUGUGUCCCCGCUCCCCUAGAAGCCAGAAGUGGCUUGAGACGAAUACCCAACAGAAACGGGCUUUUCCUUUGUGAGACAAAGGAGCGGCCAAGCCAUGCAAAGAAUGGCAGCACCGAAUGAAUGUGAACGAGGAGCAGCUGAAUGACAGAGCCAGGAUGAGAAGUUGCUCUAUAAAGAGGUUCGGAAGGAAGACAGCCAAUCAGAGCGAGAGGAACUUUAAGCAUUCCGUAAACACUCUACAUGGAGUUCCAUCUUGGAAUAGGAGUGACGCAGCAGUGGUUGUGAUUGGCUGAUGGAGUGAACGCAAGGGUUUCGAUGCUGCUUUACCUUCUAAUUUUAUUUGAGAGAGAUAGAAAAAGAAAAAAAAGAUAUAAUAAAAGAAUUACAAACCCAGAAAACAAAUAAAAAAAAUGACUCCAGAACAAAGAGUUCAAAUCUCGGAGCUUGAGCUGUUCGUUUCUUUCUUUUUGUUUUGAACUGAAAUGUGUGUGUUCGUUUUCAAUGCUUAACUGCUCUAUGUAAGAGAGAAAAACAACAGCCGUAGUCACUUUUUGACCAUGCGUGCAGUGUAAACUAGAGAAUUUCACCUCUUUUUCACCUCACUAUAGUUUGUAAUGAUAAGUCGACUGCUCUGUUUGUCUGUGUAUCUGUCCUUCGUCUUUUUAUCAAGAGGAAUUUACAACAAGAAACAGGAAUAUUUUCUUUUUUAUAUUUUGUUUUCUUUUUUUAUGAAAGAAGACUUAGAAAAAAAAAACAUGAGAAAUAAUGCAACAGAAACUGAGAAAAAAAAAAAAAAAAAAAAAACUGAAACACAAUCUUCUCAUACCUCACACAACACAAAGCUUAAAUGAACUUGGGAGGAGUGCUUAUCUGCGUGGCACUUGUGUCAAAGUGCGUCCAGUGCAUGUGUUGAACUGUACGAUGGGGUGUAUGUGCCCAUGAGCGCUCAUGUGAUCGUGGAGGCACACAGCCCCCUCCUUCAACCUCGAAAGCCCAUCCGUUUUGGAUUUGCACCAGUUGCAUGCAUUAGCCUCCGUUCGAGAACGGUGUCACCAGUGCUGAUGCGACGGGCUGUGAUGGGAGCUGAUGGGAGCUGACGGGACGCGGUGUGGCUGGAAGGCUGGAAAGGGAGUCGUGUGCAUCCGUGACAGCAGAGAGCGCUCCGUGGUAUUGAAUGUAGCUGACAGGACUGGGCUGGAACCGAGCCCGGGAACUAGAACCUCACUUCAGGUCACCAGCAAGAGUGGACAGUGCUGUCAAAAUGAUGUUACACAAACAGCUUACUAAGCGUAUAUUGCCCGCCUUCAAGGUGCAAUACUUGUGUUUUGUUUUGUUUUGUUUUUCUUUUUUGUACUUUUACAAGUUUUUUGGCCAUAACCAAGGAUGUAAAUACGAAACGAAAAAGAUAUUGAAAGAUUAAAUCACUAUGUGUUAACCAUAUGCAACCGUCACAUACUGGAUGUCGAGGCCAGAACGCAGCCGGCUGAUCCCGCCGCUUUUGUAAAGUAAAUCUGCUUACGUAGCUAUGUAAAUGCUUCACACAUCUGUAUGUGUGCUUCAGCGCACUCGCAAACGUGCAUGUUCAAUACAAACAUGAAGAAGAAGUGCCCCAUGAAAUUCAAAAAAUCCAACCCUGUGCCUCCGCAACCCUCUGCCCCCGCACUCAAACCGCUCUUUUUCGACAGGGUAGCUAGACCUACAUUUGUUCGCAAGGUCAGAUUGCUGGUAGAGACGUACAGUAGGUGGGUAUGGUCUGGUACCCAGAAGCACUUAUUAGCUGGCCUCGCUACUGCCAAUCAGUUUCUUCAGAGGAGAACAGUAGAUACUGGUUUUGUUUCGCUUUGGUGGUAGUGGUGGUGUAGUUUUGUUUCUCGCCCUUUUUUUUUUUUCUUUUUUUUUUUAACAAAAUUUUGUGUUUAUUUAAAGAAAGACAAAAAAUGCCCAGAAGCAAGAAUGUCUAUGCAAUGCUAAACCCUCUGAUAGCAUGAUGACUGUGUCAUUGACCCCAGAUUAGCGGACAUGCCUCUAAACACUCCCCCUCCCAGAGUCCCACCCACCGCAACUGCAUGAGCCUCAGUCAGUUUGUCUGUUCAUCAGUCAGUGUCAUAGUCAAGGAAAGGAUGGCCCUAACUGCUGCCUGAGACCUGCUUUGUCAAACCUCACGAACAUUUGAGGGCGCUAGUUCAACUUUCCUCUCAUCUCCGAUGAUGUCAUCCGCUGAGGAGGGACUGCAUUUGUGUUUCUAUGUAUGUGUUUGCGUCGAAUGCUCUCAUGGUUCGGUGGAUUGGUACUACCUGCGGCUAUUCCUUGGUCGACCAAGAAAUGUUCAAAUUAGUUCCAAUUCUUUCCCCUCUCAGCUGUCUAACUGAAUAUCAGACCAAACUCAGUCAAAGCUGAAGUGUGUCUUUUUAUAUAUAUAUAUAUAUAUAUAUAUAUAUAUAUAUAUAUAUAUAUAUAUAUAUAUAUAUAUAUAUAUAUAUACAUGCAAAAUCAAGUACUUUAUAUGUUAAAAUACUUCAUUAUUACAGUAAUUAAUUUCUAGGCUGAUUUCACCAAAAACAAUGUGCCUCUGUGGCACUAUCAAAACAUUUCACCAGCCUAGCAACAGCUCAACCAAUGGUGAGAGUUUGGGGCGGGGCUAUCAGUUUUAUCUAGCCAAUAGCAGAAGAGGGGAGUGCUUGGAAACCCGCAGUUCCAUUUAAUGACACUAGUGGCACAGAAAUCGCACACUUCAGCUUUAACACAAUAUAUCGAAAGCCCCAAACGAAAUGAAAAUAAUCAAGAAGCACUCUGUUUUUGAACAUUUGAGUUGGUUUGGGCCGCCCUCACCACUGUGACGUCAAAGCCUUCAUUUUCUCAUUUCCUUUGAUUGCGCCUUCAUUCGAUUGGACUGUGUUUGUGAAUAUGAACAAGUGCUCAUGUGCAAAAUGCACCCAGCCAUGAGAGUUUGAGCAGAGAGCGGGGAUGAUGUCCGUACCACAGCUGUUUUAAAUGAGACUGGAAAGGAAAGCUAUUGAAGGAUUCUCUCAGGUAUCAACAAAAUAAAAAAAAGACAAAAAAAAAGGAAAUAUAACAAACUUUUUUUUAAUAAAUGUUGAAAAAUUCCAGCCAUGCCUUCUUGUUAGCUCAUCAUUCUUUGCUCUCUGAGUUGAAGAUGUGCUUUCAGUGUUCUUGUCCUGUGGUCUUCUUUUUAGUGUUCAUCAGUCUCUCUCUCACACACAUUUCUCCUGCACUCUUGGGGCUGCUUCAGUGGGGCUCGUGAAAAGCUUGGUGAGAACACAUCUCUGCCUAUCUAAUCGUUAAAACAGCGAGCCUUUGUAUUUCUGCAAAGCAUAGUUUUGAUACACAAGCAUGCAGUGGAAACGGAUCCAGUCAAACCUGUCCUACUUAAAGGUGCACUAAGUAUAUUUUUCUGAAGCACUUAUGAAACCCUUUUGGACUCAUGCUGACACCUACUGGUGUGGAUGAAAUGCUAUAUAAAUGUGCUGUUUUCUGUUUUCUGAUAUUAUUCUGUUGAUGAUAAUAGUUGGGUUAACAAGAAAAUUGAGUACCAUUCAGUUGGUCAUGUCAUCUUAAAAUGGCAAACUCCAUGAAGCGCCCCGUUUUUAUUAGGCUACUGUACAUUUCAAAUAUUUUAUAUGCAUUUUCAAAAUGAAUCAAAAAAGUGUUCUUUACAUAAUCUUGAAAAAGUGCACCUUUAAAAUAUGUGAACAAAUUACACAGUACAUUCACAUGGGAGCGAAACAUGGCAACAAUCAUCACUACAGAAGUUUCCACAAAAGUGAAACACUAGAUGUUUAAGCGUAUGUUUUUUUGUCUCCUGACAUUGGUUUGGACUUGUGCGCUGUGUGUUUUCUGUGCGCAUGCUUCUGUGCUGUGAAUAUGUGUCUGCUGGUGGGUGUGAGUGAGUUUUUUUUGUGUGUGUUUGCUAUUUAUAAUGACCCCUUGGACACGCUUUGAGGCUCUGCUGGUGCCGUAUAAAAUCAAAUAUAUGAAAUAUUUCCUGGAGGAGCAUAGCAGUUCACGCUGAGUGUACGGUGUCAGGUUGGAAAAUGGAAAAUGGCAGAAAGGGAAAUGAGGUCAAUAAUUUGUUUUUAGGUCCAUCUUUAAAUAGAAUCACUAAUGAUUUUCCUGUUGCUAAUGGAGAGCUAUUCCGCAAGUUUUUACUCUCGAGCUGUUGCUCUUGCUCACCACAUGUGCAACAGAUUCAUUAGCUUUGUCUGUUUUUUCUGUGUUUUUAUUUUAUUGCACAUGAUUGGGCUUUUUUUUUGAAGUCGAAGGAAUCUGAGUUAUAAACGGGUGUAAUUAUAUGCCAACUGUCAGUUUACUUGGAGAGAAAAUUUGGCAGUUUAUGAUAGAAAAAUGGUCCUGGUUAGUUUCAAUAUGGCAGGUAUGAAAAAGUGCACGUGGAGAUACUCCAAAUCAGAUCUGUUUCUGGGCUUUGGUUGUUAUUUCGUGUAGCUAUUCAAGGCUAAAAUGGUCGCGCAUGCUGUAAAAUAGCUGUUAUCUAAAUUUACUUUUGCACCAGAGUUUAGUUUGAAUGUUCUGUUCAGUCAGAUUAAACGGGCUGCUGGUAUUGUGUACAGAGACGAUUCUGUCAAGCCAUGAGAGAAAACUAUAUGCAGAGACAGAAAGGAAUGUUUGCACACAAAUGCAUGUAGCCAAUCACACAAAACCAUUUGUGAUGGUAAUAUUAUGCAAAGAAAGCUAUCUCGGGACUCUUAUGCAACGCUUGUCAGGUUUCACAAUGGGUGCUUUUGGUUCGGCCUUGCUCAGGUUUGCUUUCAGGACAUUUUAUGUGGGAUGUUUUUAAAAUGACAUAUUGUAAAUACAAUAAAAUGCAUCCAACAGCCAGGAUCUAUAUAGAAGGGUCGAUGUAUCAAGGCCAUCUUAUUCUCGCAGUUCUAUCAACAUUAACAGACCUGCACGCACACAUCUGUUUUGCUGUCAUAUUAAUGCUGUUUCCUCUCAGCGGUCCACUGACCAACUGCCAAAGCUUCCACGUGUUCAUUUCAUUCAGCUUCUCUUACAGGAUGUGCCUGAUGCUUCGUAAGACAGCAAUAGAACCUCACCACCUUGUUUUAUUAGACUAGACCGUAUGUUUAUAUAAUAUUCGCAACAUACUUUUUUUUUUUUUUUUUUUUUAUGUGUUGACAUAUUGAAUAGGGUUGUGACAGUAUUAGAUUUUCAAUAUAUGAUCAUGGACCAAAAAAAAAAUUCUGAUUUUUAUAAAGUUUGAAAAUAAUAACGCUAUCAGUCAUAUUUACAUAUUGCAUAUAUAUUUACAUAGAUUUUGUGUUUCCAGCAAAAAAUAAAUAAUAGUAUUAAUACAAAUACGGAUGUAGGGAGAUUGAUAGGUUUCUUAAAGUCUGCGUGAAAUCAAAAUUGACUAUAUUUAGUAGCUCACAUCUUGUUUUUGUGGUGAACAAUUUAAUCGUGCAAAUAAAUCCACAAAAAAAUUUUAUUAAAAAACAAAUGUUUGCCUUCAUAAUGUUUAAUCCAAAUCUGAAACUGCUCAUCCCCUCUAAAAUGACGGACCUUCUUUGAUGAUGUCAACUAUAUCCAAUCAUUACGUAGUAGAAAAAGCAAGCUAUAACCUCUAUAAUCUUCACUCAAUAUUCAGUUUUUCUUAAAGUACAUCAAAAUACGAAAGUAAAAUCGGUAGCAAACUUUCGGUUCACGUGGACUUCAAGACAAUACACUGGAUUGUCAUCUCUCUUUUUUUUAUUUAUAAUGAGCAACAUCCAGCUUUAGGGUGCAAUACUGCCACCUACCGUGUUGGAGUGUUUCUAGAAAUUGCCAGUGUUGUAAAAGUCAAUUUUGAACCCUGUGAGUAAGUUACUACUAACUCUCUUCCUGACAUCCAGCAGGACUGUUCCAUUAUAAACUUUGCUUUUAUGAGUAAGUUUCUCCACGUUCAGCCGCCAGGCAGCACUUAGACUGCAUACAUUAGGAAGUUGCAAUUAACUGCUGUACUGCAAUCAGUCUGAAUGGGCUUUCAGUUCUCCCUGUCUUUAUUAUGAGCUUUAACACAGUGGAGAAACCUUAGAACCGCAAUCCGCGAAUCAGCAACAGUGCUGAAGGAACUGGGGGCCGGUAUGAAGACUUUUAAUAGUGCGCUAGUUUCAGAAGCACCACAGUGAAGUUUAAUUGGCGCCCUGCUGAAAUUUGAAAAUCUGUGUUAGCUUUUAAGUACAAUGUGGUCAAAAUUGGAUCACUUUUCUGUAUUUUGAGCAGCAGAAAGUAGGUCCUAUCCAUUUCUAUACACUGUCCGUUUUGUCCGUUUUCUCUAAAUUGUAUCUCUUGGACACGAUUGGCUUCUUGACGUUUUUUCAAGAAGCCAGUGAAGAUAUUGAUUGCAGUAGACAAAAGCUCAUACAUUUUAAGGCUUUUCAUAAACUGCGUGCUGUGCAUGCUUUGUACUGUAUGUUUUUGCAAGUACUUUUGUUGUUUAAUUAUUAGGCUUCAUGCUUCGCUUUUCUGCCUUUCUGUUCUCUUCACCUUUUGAGGCCUAAUGUACUGUGUGUGUGUGUGUGUGUGUGUGUGUGUAUAUAUAUAUAUAUAUAUAUAUAUAUAUAUAUAUAUAUAUAUAUAUAUAUAUAUAUUAUUAGGUGAUCUACAGCCAAUGCUAUUCUUUUGGAACUUAAACACAUUGUUUUGCAGCAGCUGUAGCAGUUUUCUGGUGUUUUUUAUUAUUUAUUUCUUUAUUUUGUUUACAACCGAGGGCCUUUUGGAGUGAAUUUAGCGCACUUAAGGACUCCAGAGACAAUAUCAAGUGUCAAAAUGGCAGUUUAUUGAGUGCACACGGAGAUCAGACCCGCAAUCAGACCUGUCUCCAGGGCUUGGUUUAUUGUUUAAAGUGGGUAGGGGAAACUGAAGUGAUACGGUACUUGAUUUCUCAGAUAUAACUUUACCCACAAAACCAAAUGUCGUUCCAAGUACAUUUUGCACUAGAGUUCUGCAGUUUGGUCGGGUUUUGAGAUUAGACAUGCUGGUGAGGUUAUGCCUUGAGAACAUGGUGUUUGUAGAGUCAUCUCUAAAAAGGUUAUGCAUGGACAGCAAGGAAUGUAUCUCGCCAAACAUAAGGACGCUUAAGGAAUGACCUCACAUAGAUUAUGCAAUAAAACAGCUACGCGUUUGUCAGGUUUUCAGGCGAGUGGUUUGAGUGUGGGCUUGCUCAGGUUUGCUCAUAAGGCCUCAAAGGGUGCUUCAGUCGAACCUCCCCGUUUCCUUCCCAGCUCUCCAGCAUCUGUGCUGGUUCCUACAGGACAUAAACCCUGCUUGCACACUGGAUGAUUUGCAUGCAUGAUUAUUAAAUAACAAUAAAUGAGAUUUACAGUGCGGGGGGGCCCUUUCUGCCAAGAUAUUUCCAGUACUGUGCUUCUGGACAUUUGAACAUUCUGCAAAAUUAGUUUGCGAUCCAGGUGCAAACAAAAGGGUUCAUGUCUUUACUAUCUCUCUCUAUUCCAGCUAGCACUCCCUUUGGGCUCUAAAUUACAUGUGCAUGUCUGUUUUUGCUGUCAUGUUUGCUCUGCUUUUGCUAGUUUUCCGUCUCAGUGGUCCACUGGCCACAUGCCACAGUUUCCAUAUGUUCAGCUGCUCUUGGAUGAUGUACCUGAUACGUAGGCCCAAACACAACCUGCACAUUUUAUUUACUAAUUUUGGGGGGAAAUAUGCGUAAUAGAUUUUAAAUAGGGUAAGAUGUGUUAAAUGGAGCCAAAUUCGGCAGUUGAAAGCGAAACAUCCCAAAUAUUGAAUACAUUCGAUUUGUGUGGGCUUACAGGUACGAACUGAAAAAUGCAAAAAUGUAUCCAAAUUUAAAUGUGUUUAUGCAAAUUGUUUGUAUAGUAUUGUUUACUGUUGACACAGACAUUGUGCAAAUGGUGCAUUUGUGGUUUGUGGAUGAGGAAAAAAAGUAGCCUAAAUAUUUCUAGCUUCACUGUGAUCAAAUCUCGCAUCACAUUUUUACAGUCUGCAGUCACUCAGGAGUCCUAACCAAUCAGAGGCCAGCUAACAAAUGAUUUGCUGAAAGAGCUGGAGAUGUCGGACUACACCUCGUUAUAAUUGUACUGGGUCUUGAGGAAUCUAGUCGCAUCGCUCGGAUGCAGCUAAAGAUGUACGGUGAGGCUGGAGUGCAGGAAAUUGAUCAAAUGUGAAGCUGCUUCGCAGUAGCGUUCAAUACAGAGUUGGGCAGAUAAUGUUCUGAGAGUCUCGGCACGGCAUGUUUCAACGUUCAGCUGAUUGGACCAGGUUCAGGAAGUCUUUAGGAUCCAUUCUCCAACUAGUGUGGAGGAGCAGGAAAGCUUAUGCAAGCUCUGGGCCAAAUGGACACGUGUAACUCAGAAUAUCUCAACAAGAAUACACUCAAAACCUCUAAAUAUCUACUGUGAUCUCCUCUCACUCCACCACACCUCCAUCACGCCAACCACCCGUUCACCCCCCUGCGCCUAUCCUAGUCCUAGUUUUUUGGGUGGUGUGAUGUCAGGUUUUCUUGUGGUGGGCUGUUUUCGACAGGUCCAGACAAUCAGCGUGUUUGUCAAUGUCAAUGUGUGAUUUUCAAACUCUUUGUUUAUGGUCAGGAUUUUAAAGGAAGAUAUUUUUAUGGUAAUUGUCGCUGGUCUAUUUUACUAUAUAUUUAUGUAAUAAAUAUGUGACUCAAUUUA